Molecule: messenger RNA, 7769 nt
Organism: Manis javanica (Malayan pangolin)
Lineage: Eukaryota; Metazoa; Chordata; Mammalia; Pholidota; Manidae
Gene: SLC11A2
Product: solute carrier family 11 member 2
Biological process (GO): manganese ion transport; iron ion transmembrane transport
Cellular component (GO): lysosomal membrane; endosome membrane; plasma membrane
Molecular function (GO): cadmium ion binding; nickel cation transmembrane transporter activity; cadmium ion transmembrane transporter activity
Source: RefSeq, a predicted model, not a curated record
GGCCAAUUGCAGAGGGUGUAGGGGGUUGGUCGGCUUGGCGCUGGCCCCAGGGAUAUGGACUCACCCGCGCGGGGACACCCUGGCAAGUGGUGGCAGAACGGAAUCCUAUUCUAAGAACUCAGGCACUCAGGUAUCCACCAUGGUGCUGGGUCCUGAACAGAAGCUUCCGGAUGAUGACACUUCUGGAGAUGGUGGGGACUCUGCCAGUCUCGGUGCUGUCAACCCUGCCUACAGCGACUCCUCCCUCCCACAGUCCUCGGGGCGCGCGGAGGAGCCCUUCACCACCUACUUUGAUGAGAAGAUCACCAUUCCUGAGGAGCACUCUUGUUUCAGCUUCCGUAAACUCUGGGCUUUCACGGGACCGGGCUUCCUUAUGAGCAUUGCCUACCUGGAUCCAGGAAACAUCGAAUCUGAUUUGCAGUCUGGAGCCGUGGCUGGAUUUAAGCUGCUCUGGGUUCUUCUGUUGGCCACCAUUGUGGGGCUCCUGCUCCAGCGCCUUGCAGCUAGACUGGGAGUGGUCACGGGGCUGCAUCUUGCUGAAGUAUGUCAUCGUCAGUAUCCCAAGGUCCCACGGAUUAUUCUGUGGCUGAUGGUGGAGUUGGCUAUCAUUGGCUCAGAUAUGCAAGAAGUUAUUGGCUCAGCUAUUGCUAUCAAUCUCCUGUCUGUAGGAAGGAUUCCUCUGUGGGGUGGAGUUCUCAUCACCAUUGCAGAUACCUUUGUAUUUCUCUUUUUGGACAAAUACGGCUUACGGAAGCUAGAAGCAUUUUUUGGCUUUCUCAUCACCGUUAUGGCCCUCACAUUUGGAUAUGAGUAUGUUACAGUGAAACCCAGCCAGAGCCAGGUGCUCAAAGGCAUGUUCGUGCCGUCCUGCUCGGGCUGCCGCACCCCACAGAUUGAGCAAGCUGUGGGCAUCGUGGGAGCUGUCAUCAUGCCACACAACAUGUACCUACAUUCUGCUUUAGUCAAGUCCAGACAGGUAAACCGAGCCAGUAAGCAGGAAGUUCAAGAAGCUAAUAAGUACUUUUUCAUCGAAUCCUGCAUUGCUCUCUUUGUCUCCUUCAUCAUCAAUGUCUUUGUUGUCUCAGUCUUUGGCGAAGCAUUUUUUGAGAAAACCAACAACCAGGUGGUUGAAGUCUGUAGAAAUAGCAGCAGUUCCCAUACUAGUCUUUUCCCUGAUGAUAAUUCAACACUGGCUGUGGAUAUCUACAAAGGGGGUGUUGUGCUGGGAUGUUACUUCGGGCCUGCUGCACUCUACAUCUGGGCAGUGGGGAUUCUGGCUGCAGGACAGAGCUCCACCAUGACAGGAACCUAUUCUGGCCAGUUUGUCAUGGAGGGAUUCCUGAACCUAAAAUGGUCACGCUUUGCCCGAGUGAUUCUAACCCGCUCUAUUGCCAUUAUCCCCACUCUGUGUGUUGCCGUCUUCCAAGAUGUAGAGCAUCUAACAGGGAUGAAUGACUUCCUGAAUGUGCUGCAGAGCUUACAGCUUCCCUUUGCUCUCAUACCGAUCCUCACGUUCACGAGCUUGCGGCCGGUAAUGAGUGACUUUGCCAAUGGAAUAGGCUGGAGGAUUGCAGGCGGGAUUUUGGUCCUCAUUGUCUGUUCCAUCAACAUGUACUUUGUCGUGGUUUAUGUCCGGGAACUAGGGCAUGUGACAUUGUAUGUGGUGGCUGCUGUGGUCAGCGUGGCUUACCUGGGCUUUGUGUUUUACUUGAGUUGGCAAUGUUUGAUUGCACUGGGCAUGUCCUUCCUGGACUGUGGGCACACGCUUUCCCUGUCUGUCUUACAGGAGCUGAAUACUUACCAUCUUGGAUUGACAGCUCAGCCUGAACUCUACCUUCUGAACACCGUGGAUGCUGACUCACUUGUGUCUAGAUGACUGACAGCCUGAGAGACUGUAUAAGAACCAUUUAUUCUUAGUCCUUUUGUGCCAAGUAUCCUGUUAACAUAUCUCUGUUAGUUCAGAGGUGAGUUUUGUUCAAAUGUUUUGAACAAAAAGCAAAGAUUUCCUCAUGGGAAGGGUGUUAAAAGCUGACAGCUAUAAGUGUAGGUCAGAGACCACCCCCCUCAACCAAAGUCCUUCAACAGAGUCAAAUGACAGGCCUGUGAUGGCCACACACCCCUAUGGGUUUGUGUUUUCUGGAAUUUAAAAAAUAUUUAUGUGUAUAUAUUUAUGUAAACCUGAACAGACCAGUUUGGGUAGAGUUUUAAGGUUAUAUAAAACUGAUAGAUCUGUUUUGUAUUUUUUUAAAAAAGUAUCAUUCAAAUAAAUUAGAUAUUCAGGUAGAUUUGUCUGGAGCAGAAUUAAGAAAGGGGGUAAUGCUCUUUUUCUGAAUGAACUGAGAAAAAUUGACUUACUUUUUAAAGUGAUGCUUGACUAUGGCCAGUUAAAUUUCCCUUUGAUUUUAACUGACGAGAUCCUUAGUAACACUGGUACUAGCACAUCACAUCUAAAGACAACAUUUCUUUUAUUUGGUAAUCAUAGUUAAUCCUGGUUAUUGGCAUACUUUGUAAUUACUGAUUCUCUUUGUUAACACUCUUCUUGAAUUUUUUUUCAGAGAUAUGAUGGUGUUUUCCAAAGAGCUUAACGCCUAGUAGCAAGAUCCGCAAACCGUACUUUAACCGAUAAUCGGUUUUCCAUGCUGCAUUGUCAUUGAGCCCAUUCUAGCAUUCAGGUUUUAGGUAGGAAAGAUGAAACUUAUAAUACUUAAUUUUUAAGUCCCGACAGACGAUAAGAGAGAUAUUUUUUUUCUUUAUAAUAUUGGUAUAGUCCCACCAUGUCUUUUCUUCCCACUUUUCCCAUUAAUACUCCAAACACCAUUUCUAGGUCCAAAGUCUAUUUCCAGGAGUGGCUAAUAGUCCUAAUGUUGAAUCACCCAAGGAACGCUGUCUUUUAUUUUAUUUAUACAACUAGUAUGAGAUUAGCACUUAAUUAGUAAUAUGCAGAUUAGUCCACAUCACAGACUGCCUGUCUGCAUGUGGGUUAAAGAUUUUUUUUUACCCCUUUUCCUAAACAGGACUUUUUUCUUACGUUUUUUUAUAAUAAAAAGUUAAUAUUUAAUAAUUGAAAGUUUUUGCAGAAUUAUCUGAUUGAAAAGUCAGAAAAUUUUCAACACUGGGCUCACAUUCCUGCAUGGAAAUGCAGCUGGCUGGAACUGAAUGGCAGCUACCAUUUUUUAUUGAAUGUACUCCAGAUGGUAUACACCCCUUCAUUCAUUUCCUUCCAGCCUCCAAGGCAUUGAGUUUCCAAACAGUGUAGCCUUUACAGGACUUUAAGCAUCAUUUUCCUCUUUCAGUAUAAAAGUUAAAUAUCUGACUUAUUUUAUCUGCCUUAUUUUAAAACUUGGUACCUUUCAGUAAGAUUUUUUUAAAAAAUUCAGACAUUGCCUAUCUUCAUUUAUAGUGACAUGGCCCUCUUAAGUGGCAGGGAUUUUUCUAUGAUACUUUCAGAUUCCCUCAUUUCUACGUAAGGGGCCCUUGAAACUCCUGUAUGAGCAGCAGUCUUGCAAUUCAGGUUAGAGUCCUUCUGAUCUUAAAAAUGAAACUGAAUUAACAUCACUUACCAGUUUUCUCUUGAAAAAGAGAUUUUUAAAAAUGGGUUUUAAAGUGUUUUGGUUUCUUUAUACACAGAGAACAACUCUAGAUGGAUUUUUCUUUCCCCCUGGGCAAUUUCAUCUGUCAGCAGUUUUAUUACCAGAAAAGGUUUGCGGAAAGAAAAGGAAAGAAACCGUGUUUUGUGACUCAUAAAAAGAUGAGGUGGUUGGUCAAAUUGGUCAAACAGAUUAAGUACUUGGGGAAUUUCUGUAGCUUGUCUCCAUUCUUUAACUAUAUGUUAGCCACAGACUAGAGUUUACAAAAGUUUAUAAGUAUACCUGUCGAGUCAUACAGCUCCUAUAAUCAGAAAAUUUUAUAAUAAAGCAAACUGAAUCAUGCUGAAACUAGUAGAAGAGAUUGAUGUCUAAAGACUGAAUCUUGGGUACACAUUUUUGCUAAAUUAAGGACAUUUAAUCAUUUUCUAAUUAGUCAUUUACAGAUCUGGAUUCCUAUAUUAUACCCUUAUAUAGAUGUUAAUAUAUACAGUAUACAGUGUUAAGAUUAACCUAAAUGCUAACACUCACUCAAUUCCUGGAUUUAACACUAUGGAGUCCAUUUGUAAAAGGAUGCUCUGACAAUAGAUACCCAGAAUGUCAGAAAAACAGAAAUAAUUGUUACCAAGCAGUUACUGCUAUAUAACUGUGUGUCUGCCUAAUAAAAAAGGCAGGCAGAGCAUAUCCAGGCACAUGACAUAGUUAUUUAUUUAUUUAUUAUUUUGGUAUCAUUAAUAUACAAUUACAUGAGCAACACUGUGGUUACUAGAUUACCCCCAUUAUCAAGUCCCCACCACAUACCCAAUUACGGUCGCUGUCCAUCAGCGUAGUAAGGUGCUAUAGAGUCACUACUCAUCUUCUCUGUGCCCCCAUGACAUAGUUUAAUUAGCAAGCAAGGCAUCAGGGGUUACAGGAGCCAAUGAAAACAGCCUUCUCAAUUUUAAACAUGAUAUUAAACCACCAAAGCUUUGCCCUCUAGAAGAAUUGUGCAAAUUCAGGUACUGUAUAUUAUCUAUAGGUCCUUCUGCAGUGACUCUUCUGCUUUACCCAAGCUGGUGUGGGUGAAUGAAUGUCCUGCUUACCUAACUUUUCUGUAUAUAUGAUUUUACAUUUUAAUUUAAACACAAUUUGUGAGUUCUCAUGCAUAGCUACUCUUAGUAAAUAAAACUGUGGGUUUUUUUCAAACAAUAAAUAUAUUCAGUUCUCUCAGAGUAAGAUUAGAAAAACCUGGAACCUAUUGGGUUUGUGAGAACAGCCCAUUUCUAAUUAAACACUUGAGUUAACUUACUUCUAAUGAUGAGCAUAUAUUGAGAGACUGGAAUCUCCCCAGUGGCCUUAUUAGAAAUAUCUUUUCAUUGUGUAAUCAUCAUGAAGGAUGCCAUUCCUAGGCCAGCUGUUCUCAGUUUUCCUGACCUAUAUGGAACAUGUUAGAUCCGGCUGCUGGAAUAUUUAGUCUAGGGGAAUAAAGUAGUUGUAUUCUCUUCUUGCCCAUUUUCCAAAAAUGACAGUGUUCAUCAAAUAUGUGUACUUGUUGGUGGCACUGGAAGAGCCUCGUAAUAGGUACAAAUGAUAACUUUCAAAUUAAUUACAUGGGCCAAUGGAGAAAAGUGUAUACAAUACACAGAACAGUGGGUUAAUAUCUAGAAUGUAGACAUAUUUUCAGAUAUUUCUACAUCUUUCCUUUCCUAAGUAUUAGACCUCACCUUCUUGCCAGAGUAGCCCUUCACUACAGAAAACAUCAAGGGAGAAACCAUCACAAAUCAUCUUGCAGUGCAUUCUUCAUUUUAUCUUAGUGAAUACUUUGUUUUUGUUUUCUUUCCCAGGCUUAGAGUUUUAGGUGGUAAAUCUGAGUCACAACAGUUAGGACUACAACAAAACUAAUUUUUGAGAACCUUGGGCAGUUAAGAGGAGUUGGAGGCCAUAGGCAUACUUAACAUUUAAUGUUAUUUUGGUUUCUUUUGUUUUCUACAGUGUCAUGCCAGAUUAGCAGUAGCAUGUCUGGACCAAAUCCUUCCACCCAAACAGUGUCAAAGGGAUUGAUUUUUUUUUAAGCAAUUUACCUUGUACUUCUAGAAAUGGUUUCAAGAAGUAUAAAAAUAAAUACAAAGAUAUUCAAAUGUUUAGACAUUUAUGUUUGUGGUAAAAUAGUCAAAUUUUUAUGUAAGAGUGAGGUGUACAAUGGUGAACCAAAUUUAAGUAAUAUGAUCAUUCUCUGAUGUAAUUGUUGCCCCUUCUAAAAAGAAGUUUAUGAAGAUCUUAUUUGGGCAGAAUUAGGCAAUGACUUAGAAUAUCAUAUUUAAUAUGGAUAUAGAAAAAUUUUGCAUAGCCACUGUAUAACUCCUAAUUUUCGUAGUGGCUUGGCAUAAUAUGGAUUAUUUUCUGCCACUAACUAGAAAAUAAACAUUUUAAAUAAGUCGAACAGUCAUGUCCUAGGUUAUGAAAGAUAUUGACAAGGAUAUUUUUUGAUUUGACUAUGAUUGUUGAUUUAGAAAUCAACUUCUUAAACAACAGACUAUACAAGGCUAUGAGAAUUCUGUCUGAUACUUCUGCAGUAUAAUUUGCUACAUAUUGAAAAUUCAUUCUUUAUAAUAAAUGUUUUCAGAAGCCUUCUUGUUUUUCUUGUAUGCAGUUUCAUUUUUUGAACACAUUGAAGAAUCGAGGCCUAACGUAAUCCUUAUACAUAGAACAGAGAACACCUAGGAACAAAGAGAUGUAUAUCAAUAGAGUAUCCAUAGGAAACAAACACUGAAUUUCUUCCACUUACAUUUUCAAAAACUACAGCCCACAAUGUAAAAACAAGCAAACAAACUCCUUCCAUCUUACCAGUUUUUGGCUUGAAUCAUACAAAUGGCUCCAGAAAAAAAACAAAACAGUGAGAGCCAUUUAAGAUCAGUAUAAAUCUGAAUUUAUGAUAUUACCAUGACACCCUAAAGUUUGGAUUUUUUAAAAAAUUGGUGUAAAAGAAAAGUGGGAAGAUUUGGCUAAUAUUAAGAUAAAAAUAACAGGCACCUCAAUUUAGCAAAUAUCUAUUCAGUGCCUACUUGUGCUCAGUAUCCAAGGAAAAGGUGAAUGGAUUUAAUCUCUGCUUUUUGGGAUUUACAGUCUAGUGGAUGAAUUAGCUAUGAGUUUAGGCAGCUGAGAUGAAUGUAUAUCUCCCCCCAGGGAUGAGGUCCUACGGCUAUGCAGAAAGGAGGAAGUAGCCUGGGGAAUAGAGGAGCUCUUUCAGUGAAUUCCAGGGGUGUCAGUAAAUGUUCAUACCCAAAGCUGUUCAAACCCAAAGUGUUCAUACCUGUUCAUAUAAAUUAUCAAGGCAUCAGCUAUCUAGUAGAUCAUUUAAACUAAAUCCUUUACUUCAUCUGCUUUCUGACUUUCUGCUUCUGCUUUUCUUGUUAAUGUCAGAGUGCACAGAGGAUAAAGGAUCAGCAAGUUAUCUCAGCUAAUGACAGCAAAGUUAAACAGAUGUCUGCAUGAUUUUCCAGUUAAAUAGUACUAAACAGAUGCAUUCAAGGCAGAAUAUUUUAAAUUUGAAUCAUUGUGGUAUCUAUGGAAAUAACAUUUUCAGAUUUAGAAUCAUAGGACUCACCUCCUGUGCUUAAUAGACACACAAAAUUCUCACCUCUUGCCUACCUCUUAAAUGGUGUUUCCUGGAGUUCUGAUCUCAACUGUUUCUCCCCUAAUUCACACCUGUUGCUUCACUCAUAAGCAAGUUAGAUCUCUCUUCUGAGAGAUCUAAUAUAUAUUCAUUAUACUAUGAAUUAUAAUGUGACAUUUCCACAUCCUAUAGGUAGGUCCUAUAGGUAGGUGGUCUCCAAACUUAAAUUGUGCAUAAGUAAAUAUGUUGACUGUGCCCCUCAAAAUGUACAUUUAUUUAUAAACAAGGUAAAUGUAUGAUGGUCAGUCUAUGUACAUAUUAGAAACCAUUUUUUGUUUUUAAGAUAAUAUGUUCUUUCCCAAUAGAUCUCCUUAUAUAUCUCCUAGGGUAUGAGUACUUUAAUUUAGAGAUGACUGCUAUAGGCAUCUUAGUAUAAUUUAAAAUUAAGAGUUCAGGCUCUGGAGUAGAUUGCCCAUGUGACUGUGAACAAGUAACUUCUCUAUGCCUCCGUUUCCUUAUUUGUAAAAUGAGAUGAUAACAGUACCUAUCCUCAUAGGGUAUUGUUGUUUAAUAAAGACUGGGUUUUAUCUGGA